AUGUUCUCUUACAUCACAAAGAAGGAAGGAUUCGCGCUUGGAUGGUCGGUACUCAAGCAGGGUGAUUUUGCCUCUGGAGAUCAAUCCCGGAAUAUCCACAUAUACAGAAUGCAUGAAGGUGGAACUUGGGUCGUCGAUCAACGUGCUCUCAACGCUCAUUCAGGUAAUUCGUAG
Molecule: messenger RNA, 174 nt
Organism: Cooperia oncophora
Lineage: Eukaryota; Metazoa; Nematoda; Chromadorea; Rhabditida; Trichostrongylidae
Source: the annotation of a GenBank genome assembly